Nematolebias whitei (Rio pearlfish) is the source of this 640-nucleotide messenger RNA. RefSeq names its product RAB18A, member RAS oncogene family (gene rab18a). The record is from RefSeq and is a predicted model, not a curated record. NCBI's taxonomy places the organism in Eukaryota, Metazoa, Chordata, Actinopteri, Cyprinodontiformes, Rivulidae. Gene Ontology annotation, molecular function: GTP binding; GTPase activity.
GUGUUGACUUCAAGGUGAAGACUCUUUCUGUGGAUGGCAACAAAGCAAAGUUGGCAAUAUGGGACACUGCUGGACAGGAGCGCUUUCGAACUCUGACACCAAGUUAUUAUCGUGGUGCUCAGGGAGUCAUUCUGGUGUAUGACGUCACACGACGGGAAACCUUCACCAAGCUGGACAACUGGCUUAACGAGCUGGAGACAUACUGUACGAGGAACGAUCUCGUCAAAAUGCUCGUGGGAAACAAAAUCGAUAAAGAAAACCACCAGGUUGACCGAACAGAAGGACUGAAGUUUGCAAGAAAACACUCCAUGCUUUUCAUAGAGGCAAGCGCCAAGACGAAGGACGGUGUUCAGUGUGCCUUUGAGGAGCUGGUGGAGAAAAUCAUCCAAACUCCAGGGCUAUGGCAGUGUGACAACCACAGCCGAGCUGUUCAGCUCUCAGAUGAAGACGCCGGAAGUGGAAGCUGCGGAGGCUACUGCUCGCUGAUUUAAUUGACCCCACACACACACACACACAUUCUAAGAAGAAGAGCCUUUCUCUUUCAGCUGAGUUUCCCACAAGGCUGUGGACUGUCCACACUCUAAUGUGACUUUUGCAGUCUUUGUAAAACACAAACAUAACUAAGCUCUAAGUUUAAAGA